Messenger RNA from Drosophila ficusphila, 1539 nucleotides. RefSeq lists its product as uncharacterized. Lineage: Eukaryota; Metazoa; Arthropoda; Insecta; Diptera; Drosophilidae. The transcript has a single exon. The coding region runs from base 59 to 922 and encodes 287 amino acids. The record is from RefSeq and is a predicted model, not a curated record.
CCUGGCAACUGCGUAUUGUGAAAUAACCCAAUAAGUGAUCUUAGUUCUUAUAUCUACAAUGUCAAAGACAUUUUUUAACGCCAAUAAUUGCAAUCACAUGGCGGAAGAUGAACCAGAGUGUAAGGACUUCGAGGAAAAGUGGGAAUUAUCAUCAUCUGACGAAGAUACAGACAGCGAUGUCCUGAUUGUCGAAGAAGACUCGCUUGACUCUUCCGAAGUCGAUUUCCGUCAGACUCCGGAGGAUCAUUCCGGGGUUACCCCAAGAGCACCAUCCAAAGCACUUGGUGAUAAUGAUCAGCAAGAAGUCCCAGUUCUAGAGCCAGAUAGAUUUUUAGAACAACAAGACGAAAAUUGUGGGCCAAUCAACGUGGUCGACGCUGGGUCAUAUAUAUGUUUUUCAGAAGACGUCUCUGAAGUACACCGUUUGAUCCGGUAUCACAGUCAGGACAUAAUUUACCAGGCAUGUGCGCCCAUGAGGAGUCCUUGCAGCCGGCACAACCGUAUCCUGCACGACUGCUUCGAAGUCAACUUAACUGAUGUGGCAUGCACGCUGCUGAACUCGGCGGUUCCCCGACUACAGUGUCCCCUCCAUGUGGACGAACGAACGGUGCAAUACAUCGCCCAGGGACUCUGCCGUGCCAUGAACUUCGUCACCGAAACGGGAAAUCCCCUAGUGCGACGCCAGGGUGUCGGUCGCCUAGUGGCCGCCAUUAUGCUGGACAGGCGGACGGGCGACCUGCUGGCGUACGUCCUGGCCCAAUUGGUGCCACAGGCACUGAUGGACGGCGACUCAGGAGACGUGGUGGGCAUGAUGCUCCAUCAGGUAACUCGCGGAUUCAGCGCCGACGACAACUAUUGCCGCAUCAUCACCGAUUACACCGGGCCGUUUCUUUUGACGGUUAACCACAUACCAACUAACUAGCGCCUGUUUCCACUUCUUCUUCGGGUUUUGCCUACCAGUUAAUAAAAUCCAUCUAUUAACUCAAAUAUGGUUCAGGAAUCCAUGAAAGCACAAGAAAAGAAAUAUCAUUUUUACUAAGUUUUUGGAUACAAAAAAAAAAAUAUAUAUAUAAUGAAAAAUUUUAGAUUUUGAAAGACCUUAAACUGCUUGGAAUAAGGGAAUUAUUUUUACUGUAAAAUGAAGUACAUUAACGAAGUCGUGAAAACACCAGGAAAAAAAAAACAACUUCCUUAAAGAGCUUUAAAAUCGAAAGAAAUUCAUUUUAAAUAUUUUUAAUUUUGAACGCUCAGUAUUUUAUCGUGUUAUAAUUCUUACAAAAUAAAAACGAAUUAAUUGUAUUUAAGUUUUAUACCUACUGGCAAACAAUUUAAUUUUAUAUUUUUGAAGAAAAGCGUGUAACUUGGUAUCUUGUAACACUAAUUAUCAUUUUGUAACUUUAAAGUUAUUUUAGUUUUGAAAUAUUUGUCUCAUCAGUUCAAUUUAAUGCAAGAUGUUUUGAUUUCCGUUUUAAAAAUCCAAUAAACUAUCCAACAAGAUGUUUCCAAAUCAUAUAUUUGCGAAUAUUUACUUAACCUACA